CCGUCAAGCAAUCGGCGCCAACAAAAACAAUAAUCCCCGAGACCCGGGUACAGCCUCCAUCGCCACAAGUUGCAGCGUCAAAACCAAGCCGUGGGCGAUCACGCACUCCGCUUGAGACCCGCUCUCCAAUCGCGGGACUCUUUGAACUCCUUCCAACAAAAUACACAGCAGCCCGCAUCUUCACCAUGGUAUCCCUGGCCGCGGCCGUCUUCUCUCUCGUUGCAUACACCGAUCUUUCCUCCCUACGCAGACCAGUUCAAUACGUCCCCAUGAACGACACCAACAUGGUCGAAAUAUCGAGCCUCACCGACCAGCUUUCCCGCCUGGGCGUGCAGGUUUCAUCACUCGCAAAAGACGUGAAGCAGGUCAAAUCCGACGUGCGCGCUGCGCCCACCACCGUCAUAGAAGCGCCGGCCAGAAGACCAUUCGAAGCUCCAGUCGUCCGGAAGACCAACUUCCUAACUCGAGGCCUCCGUGUGGUUAUCGAUCCCUACUUCUCCAGCCCAACCAUCGAGUCCAACCUUACCGUCUCCCAAACCUGGUUCUACAGAGUGAGAAAAUUAUGGACCUCGGACCCCGGACCUCAAAUGCCACAGCCUCAUCUCGCCGCUCUCUCCUCCUGGGAGGACUUCGGCGACUCGUGGUGCGGCGCCCCCCACUUCCACAGCGGCAUGACCCAGUUAUCUGUCGUCCUCGGCCACGAUAUCGUCCCCGAAGAAGUCGUCGUUGAACACAUGCCCAAGCACGCCACACUCUCCCCCGAAGUCGCCCCCAGGGACAUGGAACUCUGGGCCCAAUUCAAGCUCGUCGAUCUCGAUCCCCCCCCAAAAGGCAUCCACGGCCGCGCCCUCGCCUUCCUCGCCCGUGCCAAAAUCUUCCCCUCCUCCGAGCGGUUCUCCAUCCACGAAGCCAUCAUGCACGCCCUCCGAUACGCAUUCCCCCAUGAUCCGGAGAGCGCGUACUCCAAUGACCCGUUCCUGCCCCCGACCUUCUACCGCGUCGGCAAAUGGACCUACGAUCUUGAUGGCGCGCACCACGUCCAGCGCUUUGUCCUGGAUGCUGUUAUCGAUGACCCGAAAUUGAGGGUCAAUCAUGUCGUCUUCAGGGUUACUUCAAACUAUGGCGGACCGCAUACUUGUCUCUAUCGGGUGAAGCUUUUCGGGCAUAAGUAGACUUGCCCCCUUCUUCUUUUCUUCGUCUUUCUAUAUGCUAUGCUAUCAUGGUCUCCAUUCUGGGUCGGGUUCAUGGCGUUAUGCUGGCUUACUUGGCGUCGCAGGCGUGGAAUGGAUGGACGGGUAUUUUUUUUGCAUCGGGGUUACCUGCUUCAUACGUUCAUCUGUCAAUCUGCUUCCUUUCUUGUUCUCUUUUCCCUGCCUUCUCCUUCUUUCUUUCCUUGUUUAUGGGGAUCAAUUUUUUUCUCUUUCCCCUUUUAUUUGCGCUGCAGUUCAGCGUUCUUCGCGCUUGUCUUUUAAGAUACCAG
This is a messenger RNA of Aspergillus heteromorphus CBS 117.55, 1480 nucleotides long. RefSeq lists its product as uncharacterized. Gene Ontology annotation, biological process: nuclear envelope organization. The coding region runs from base 186 to 1172 and encodes 328 amino acids. Gene Ontology annotation, molecular function: protein-membrane adaptor activity. Gene Ontology annotation, cellular component: nuclear envelope; meiotic nuclear membrane microtubule tethering complex. The record is from RefSeq and is a predicted model, not a curated record. The transcript has a single exon. NCBI's taxonomy places the organism in Eukaryota, Fungi, Ascomycota, Eurotiomycetes, Eurotiales, Aspergillaceae.